Symbiodinium sp. CCMP2592 is the source of this 6087-nucleotide messenger RNA. Lineage: Eukaryota; Dinophyceae; Suessiales; Symbiodiniaceae. The record is from the annotation of a GenBank genome assembly.
AUGGGGGAAGUGGAUGCCGACGUUGCUGCUGCGCUCAGACAGCUGAAAACCGGGAACUUCAACCAAGGGCAGCAGGCCGCGCCCGCUGUCCCAGUGCAGCAGUUCCAGCGCCCCAGACCCCCGCCACCACAGUGGGAGCCCAACAAGGCGCCACGGCUAGGCCCUCCCCCGCAGGGUGUGGUCCCGCCUAAUGCCGGAGCUCUGGGGCCAUUGGUGCGACCUGCACAGCCGCAGGCAGCUCCACCUGCAGGGGCUGCUGUGCCGAGCAUUCUGGCAGCGAGGCCAACAGCACCUCCACCUCCCGGCGGAAUUGCUGCAUUGCCGCAACCUGGCAUCGCGCCACUUCGACCAGCUGCGGAUGCUGCAGGUGCUGCCACCGUGCCAGCAGCGCUUCCGGGACUUCUUCCGCCUGGCUUCGCUCCCACAGCUCCAGGAGUUGGUCUUCCGACCUCACCACCGAACUUGCUGGCAGGUGCCAGCUUGACAAGUCCAGUUGCCGGUGCCACUCCGCCAGCCUCGUCAGUCGCCGCCGCAAUUGCAGCAGCAGCUGCUGCUGGUGCGGCAGCCAACAAGAUCACGGAGACGAUGGAAAUCCCGCAGACUUCGGUCGGUGUUCUGAUUGGGAAGCAAGCGUCCACCAUCAAUGCCAUCAAGACGUAUGCAAAGGCUCACUGUUUCGUGGAGCAGCACACGCCCACGGAAGACAAGGCGAAGGUCACCAUCAUCGGCUCCGUGCAAGAGGUUGACGUUUGCAAGAAGGUAGUAAGCGGCAUUGUCGAUGGCUCCUUGAGCCCCCAGGUUCUGAUCCAGCUUGCGGCGCAGACCGCUCAGGCGGAAGCCCAGGCUGCGGCGGCAAUCCCAGGCCUCGCUGGUGGAGCUGCAGCUGCAGCCGCCACAGCCGCAGCCGCCCGCCCGCCUGGAGUUGCCUUGCCUCCGGGCCUGGUAACGCCCGCUGGCUUGGCGGCCGGACUCAGCCUGCCUGCGGGGACGCCUCCGCCCGGCUUGGGGGGCUUGGCAUCUCUGGCGGGAGCCCCGCCGCCGUUGCCGGGGCUAGCUGGGUUAGACACGAGCGCAGCUGCGCACGCCGCUGCAUUGCAGGGGACCGACCUGAACGAGUACUAUGCGCGGUGGUGGUCGCAGUACGGCACAGUCGCUGCCAAAGGAGGUGUGGAUGAGACGCAGUCCGGUGCAGUUGUGCAGGAAGCUCCGCCCAAAGCAGCGGCAUUUGACAAGGAUGCCUUGAAGAAGCUGGCAGAGCAGGCCGCGAAGAAUGCGGAGCAGGAGGAGAAAGAUGCAGCAGAGAGAGAAGUACAGGAGAAACUGGCGGCCGAGGCAGCAGCUGUGCAGGCGGCCGCCGCGCAAGUCCAGGCCCAGCAAGAAGCGCAAGCAGCGCAAGCAGCGCAGGCAGCACAAGCUGCCAAGGCAGCGCAAGCCGCAAAGAGCGCGCAAGCAGCGCAGCAGGCCGCUGCUGCGCAAGCUGCUCAAGCCGCCCAGGCGCAAGCACAAGCGCAGGCCGCGCAGGCAGCUCAAGCGGCACAGGCUGCACAAGCCGCACAGGCUGCGCAAGCAGCAGCCCAGGUGGUGCUGCCUCAGCCCCAGGUCAUUCCGGCACCAGCCCAGCCACUUGGCACAGCUCCUCUGCCAUCGGCCGUUGGGCCGGGUGCACCACCGCCACCACCACCACCGCCUGGCCAAGGUCCGGCCCCACCAGCCUACGAUCUUGAAGCCUUGAAGCGGCUUGCUGCUGCACAAGCCGGGUCCGUCGCGCCGGUCGUGCCCACGGCACACGCGCCGCCCAUUCCGGUGGUCGAAGUUCGACCACCCCCCGCGCAGCCGAAGAAGUCAAUGGGCUUCUCCGGUUUCACUUUGCAGGCAGCCUCACCUGCGCCAGCACAACGAGACAACGACUCCGUCCAGAAGAUGCUCGCCCGGCUGCAGGGAAACGUGCAGGGAGCGAAGCAGGCCCUGUCAGCCACAGGCCCUGCACCCAAUUUUGGUGGUCAACUUCCUUUCGUUCAGGCGACACCCCUGUCAAAGUUGGGACCGCAUUCUGGGCUUGGAGACGAUGACUGGGAGCCUUUGCAGGAGACCGUGAGGACUGCAAGCGCUCGAAGUGAGGUCGAGGAAGCCGCCAAGGCCUUCCUCAGAAACUUCGCACAGAUGAGUGCAGAGCAGCUGGCAGAGCUUCUCCACCUGAUGGAAGCGAAGGCUCAUUCCUACCCAAGGGACUUCUACACCGAGUUGGGCAGCAUGCUUGGGCACAAGCUGAAGUCAGCAACAAGUCCACAGAUCGCCCACAUCAUGAGCGCGUUUUUGUAUUGGUCACCAGAGGGCAGGCAGCGGUUCAUCGAUUCAAGCCGGGACUUUCUGGCGGUGGCAACUGCCGAGGUUCCGACUCGGCUGAUGGAGCUUGCGCCUCACGAGUUGAACACCUGCUUAGCCGGCUUGGUGUCAUUGGGCUGCUCGGACCACAAGUUCUUCGUCUCUGUUGGCAAGUCGGCCCAGGCGCGGCACAAGACCUUCGGCCCCAAGGAGCUCACCUCGCUCCUCACCAUUUUGUCCGAGGUGCGCCUGGUGCACUCCGAGCUCUUUGCCUCGGCGGCCUCGGCCGUGGCCCCAAGGGUGCGCGAGCUCCGGCCCGUGGAGGUGCUGCGCUGCGCGCGCUCCCUGGCGCGCUGCGGGGUCAAGAGCGAGGCCUUCUGCCAGGCCGUGGGCGACGACGUGGUGGGGCGCUGGUCCAAGAGCAACUCGGGCUUCCGAUGCGAGGAUCUCGUGGAUUUGUGCUGGUGCUUCUGCGUUUUGGAGCACUACCACCCCGAGCUGAUGCAGCUCACCGUCCAAGUGCUGCAGGACACUGCCAAGGUCACAGCAGACGCACUGUGCCAGUUUUACGAAAUCCACCUCUCUUUAGAGACCGAGCACAAAGAGCGCUACGCCUCGUUCCGAAUAGACGACAAGGCGGCGGGAAAGCUUCUGGAACACUAUAAGGAGAAUCGCCGAGAUUGUCGGCGGUGCUCUGAGAAAGUCCGAUCAGACAUCUCCGCAGCAGUGAAGGGCCUUCUAGAGGGCCAUGUGCAAUCCAACCACCGCACCAGUUUGGGUCUUCUGUCGGACGUGGCAGCCUUGAGGAAGCGAUCCUCUACGGACGGGUAUGUCCACAUCGACAUCGACGGUGCCUUGUCGCUGAUUCGUCCUAUCGACCAGGACGAAACUGCUGGCCCGAUUGUCGAUGGCGCAGUGGCACUCAGGUGGUGGGACCACCAGAUGCCUUGGCAGUCCUUCUUCACGGUCUGCGAGAUGGUGGCUCCCCAGAUCGACCUCGCCUUCAUUGGAGUGCUCCGAGAGGGUCGGGUGCUUUAUCACUGUUGCUCCAACGAGUGCGACAGCCCCCCACUGCUGAAAGAACCUGCUGUGACGGACGUGGAGGCGCUGUUGUCCCUGGUUGCCGAGGUCGCCGAAGAGCUUCCGGAUAUGGUUUUCCUGUUCAACACCGGGGAUCAACCUUUUGCAGACAAGGUGUACUGGACCCCCAUUCCGCAGUUCCACUGGGUUCGAAGUGCCGGCCACUGGACGAUCCCUCUUCCAAAUCCCUACCAUCUCAGGGCCCAUGCCCAGAAUCUCCUCGGUGACUUUCCGCAGCAUAGGGAUCAUCACCUGCCUUGGGCGAAGAAGAUUCCAAAGGUUUAUUGGAGGGGCCAACUCUCCGCCCCAGACAACUUCCUCCAGGAAGACAUGGGGACGCUGCCAAGGGUUCGCCUAAUGAAGUUGGCGAAAGACUUCCCUGAGCUUUUUGAUGUCGGCAUUACAAGUGUCGAUCGGGAAAUGUACAGAACCAUCGGCAAAGCCGGGGCAAAGCAGCUGGUGAAGCAACUUGGGGGAGAGGCCCGGUAUGAGAAGCUGCGGAAGAUCAUGCCAAGAUAUCGGUACCUUAUAAAUGUGGCUGCAGUGCUUUCAGCUUGGCGGCUGGCCGAGAUGCUUGCUACGGGAUCUUUGGUUCUCAUGCAGGACAGUGCGGAUCGAGAGGUGAUUCUAGAGUGGCUCACUCCCUGGGUGCACUAUGUUCCGAUCAGCCAGGGCCUUUCGGACCUGGUCCCCAAAGUGAGAUGGCUGGAAGAGAACCCGGAAGAAGCGGAAGCUAUAGCCCGACGAGGCUUCGAGCACUUCUCGCAGCGUGUACGCCGCCACGACACGCUCUGCUACCUCUGGCAGGCCUUUCGGGCCGUUGCCAACUCACAGACCCGGCCGAGCCCUGCCGAGCUCCUGCCUCGCACCGCGGGGUGGACGGAGCUGAAGCCUCAGCUGAUCAAAGGUGUCGAUGGCUAUUUGCAUCUCAAAGAUCUGGAAAAAGAUGAAUCAGUGUAUCGUUUGUCUGAAGCGUCCUGUACAGAGUGGGAGAGGUUUGCAUCCAUCGCAUUCUUCAUGGCAACUCUGCGGAUCCUCGCAAAGAAGGGGCUGCGUGUCGCGACAGUCAGGGAAAAUGACUGGAAGAGCCUGGAUGACCAGAAGGAGUUUCCGGGGCGAUUGGUCUUCUCGUCUUCUGCGACGGUUUACAGGCCUUCCGAGGAGCCCCUCGACGAGACCAAAGAUCUGGGAUGCACGAAUCCCUAUGGAUGGACGAAGUACAUGAUUGAGCAGAUUCUUCGGGACUUCGCCGCGGCAAGUCCCACCUUCCCGAUCUCCAUCCUGCGCUACUUCAACCCAGUGGGAGCCCACCCGAGUGGAAGGAUAGGCGAGAACCCGCACGGACCACCCAACAACCUCAUGCCGUUCGUCCAGCAGGUCGCGGUCGGUCGCAGGGAAUGCCUCAGUGUCUUCGGGAAUGACUACGACACUCCUGACGGGACUGGUGUGCGGGAUUACAUCCAUGUAGACGACCUGGCCGAGGGCCACAUCUGCGCGAUGGAGAAGCUCAUGACCAUGGACGGUGGCUGCAUCAUCCACAACUUGGGCUCUGGCAAUGGAUACUCUGUCUUGGACAUGGUGAAGGCCUUCGAGGCAGCAUCUGGCAAGUCCAUCCCGUACAAGGUCGUGGAUCGAAGAGCUGGAGAUUUGGGGAAGGUGGUUGCGAACGCGUCCAAGGCGAAAGCCGACUUUGGCUGGGAGACCAAGCGUGGGCUCAAGGAGAUGUGCGAAAGUGCAUGGAACUGGCAGAGCAACAACCCGUACGGCUACGAAGAAGCCCAUUGCUCCUGCCUGACAUCCGCCUUCUGUGAGCCAGGCGCUGCGAGCACGAUGACAGUUUCCGGACGUGGAUCUCGAACGACAUCUCCGAAUCGCGGGCAGGUCUGGAUCGCCGCAGCGGCUGCUGCCAUCGUUUUGGUGGCCACAGCGAGCGAAGCCUUCGUGACGGCUGCGCCACCUCUGCACUCCGUUCAGCUGGGGCAGUCGACGAUUGCCAGCCGCUCCACUUCGAUGAACAUGAGGACAUCUACGAACGGACAGGCGGAUCUUCUUUUCCGCGCCAGCGCUGCCACUGCGCUGCUCUGCCUUGCCUUUGCUUCGCGCACGAGCACGCCAAAGCCUCGCGCUUCUGUCCAGUGCAGGGCAGUGCUCGUUCCGGCCUCCUACGCGCCGGCUGCCACCGCCCCGGUAUCUGCUCCAGCGGCUCCUGUUCAACUGGAGCAGGCCCCUUUGAUCGACUUCGAGGCCCCUGAGGAGGUGAUCGCUGCCCCGGCCAUGGACAUCGUCAUGGAGUCGACGCCUACUGAGGCGCCUGCUACCCCUGACGUGAUCACGGCCACCCCGUCAGUCGCUGCGCCGCGUGUGCGCGCCGGACGUGCCCGCUUGGCUGGUGGCUCACGUCGUGCGAGCCGACCCCGUGCCGCCAGAUCCGCCCGGCGUGCCGCUGCCUCUGCCAGCAAGGCCCGAAGCUCCAUCGGCAAGCGCUUGCAAAAGCGUGUGGCUCCAAGCCCUGUUGCCGCACCUGCCUUUGACCCCAGCACCGUGCGCCAGAGCGUCCAGAUCGGCCUCCGCAUCUCCUCCACCCUCCGAUCCGAGAAGGGGCGGGAGUGCAAGUCGACCUCCGCACUGGAAGGCUCUGAUAUGAGCACAGGUUUACGUAUUCAAGCAAAUGCAUAUGGCGAAUAA